UUCUGUAAAAACGUAAAAAACGCAUACUUCAAUUAAUUACCAUAGUCUGGGAACCCAUUUCUUUGCAACACAGGAAGCCACACGGGUGUAAUUUGAUGCAACGCCGGCCCCUCUUCCGGUCUCUUUUCCCGUAGCCACCGGAGGAAAAUGACGAAGGGAACAUCGUCUUUCGGUAAGCGCCGGAACAAGACGCACACUCUGUGCCGUCGUUGCGGGGCCAAAGCCUACCACCUGCAGAAGUCCACCUGUGGCAAGUGUGGCUAUCCUCAGAAGCGCAAGAGAAAGUACAACUGGAGUGCUAAGGCCAAGAGGAGGAACACCACUGGCACUGGACGCAUGAGACACCUUAAGGUCGUCUACCGCAGAUUCAGGAAUGGUUUCCGGGAAGGUACCACCCCCAAACCCAAACGUGCUGCAGUGGCUGCCUCCAGCUCAUCCUAAAUGACACAUUUUUGGUUAAAUAAAUGUGAUGUUAAACAGGA
Messenger RNA from Betta splendens (Siamese fighting fish), 482 nucleotides. It is a transcript of the gene rpl37, whose product is annotated as ribosomal protein L37. The transcript is spliced from 4 exons. The record is from RefSeq and is a predicted model, not a curated record. The coding region runs from base 148 to 441 and encodes 97 amino acids. Gene Ontology annotation, cellular component: ribosome; cytosolic large ribosomal subunit. Gene Ontology annotation, biological process: translation. NCBI's taxonomy places the organism in Eukaryota, Metazoa, Chordata, Actinopteri, Anabantiformes, Osphronemidae. Gene Ontology annotation, molecular function: structural constituent of ribosome; RNA binding.